Molecule: messenger RNA, 2637 nt
Organism: Exophiala oligosperma
Lineage: Eukaryota; Fungi; Ascomycota; Eurotiomycetes; Chaetothyriales; Herpotrichiellaceae
Exons: 3
Coding region: 361-1761 (466 amino acids)
Biological process (GO): protein phosphorylation
Cellular component (GO): mediator complex; nucleus
Molecular function (GO): RNA polymerase II CTD heptapeptide repeat kinase activity; ATP binding; cyclin-dependent protein serine/threonine kinase activity
Source: RefSeq, a predicted model, not a curated record
GUCGACUACAUAUUCGUACAGACACAGGGCAUCGAUCCCUGUAUUCGUUCACAGACUCGUACCUUCAUCGACGAGGAUUUGUGCUCAUAUCUCACGAUUCAUCGACCUAUCUUACCACCAUCAACGAUCUCUGCGAUCUGCCUUCGCCACCACUCUUAGGCCAGUCUCAUCGCGUGGAUUUCAGGCUCAUCUUACCGAUGCAGAUCGCAUAGCAUUAUAGGUCAUCGUACCUAACGAACAAGCUGGAAUUGGCUCGGGAAGAUCGUUGGUCUGGACUAUUGAUCCGACCUAGGUGGUGUUGUUGCAAAGCGUGGAUAUUAGUAACUGGCAAAACGCCUGUGGCAGCCUGUUUGCGAAGCCAUGUUCCACAUGUCUAGACCUGGUUCAGGUCUAAGUAUCGCGCAGCAAUUACGAAAAUCGACACAAAUUGGAAUUGAUGAGGGCUCUCGAGGCCUAGACAAGAAGCAGUCAGGUAACAACUAUACUUCCAAAGUCAAGGUCAGCCAAAAAUACAGCAUAAUUGGAUUCAUUAGUUCUGGCACAUAUGGACGCGUUUACAAGGCUAUGGAGAGAAAUCCCAGGAGCGGUACUUCGAGUCCUGAUGGAGCAGCCCCCCCCAAGGAGCUGUUCGCCAUCAAGAAAUUUAAACCAGAGAAAGAAGGCGACAAUGUUCAGUAUACGGGGUUGUCACAAUCAGCAAUUCGUGAAAUGUCAUUAUGCACCGAAUUGUCGCACCCGAACCUGAUACAUCUGGCUGAGAUAAUUCUGGAAGACAAAUGUGUUUAUAUGGUUUUCGAAUAUUGCGAACAUGACUUGCUGCAAAUAAUUCAUCACCACACUCAGCCAACCCGACGGCCGAUUCCCGCGACCAUGAUCAAAUCCAUAUUGUUUCAGUUGCUCAACGGCCUCUACUAUCUUCAUCAAAAUUGGGUCAUUCACCGUGACUUGAAACCUGCAAAUAUCAUGGUAACCAGCUCGGGUCAUGUCAGGAUUGGUGAUCUGGGGCUAGCUCGCCUGUUCCACAAGCCACUGUCAUCACUUUACUCAGGAGAUAAGGUGGUUGUGACUAUAUGGUAUCGGAGCCCCGACCUGCUCUUAGGAGCACGACAUUACACCCCAGCGAUUGACAUGUGGGCUGUUGGCUGCAUCUUUGCAGAACUCCUGAGCUUGAGGCCAAUUUUCAAAGGCGAAGAAACCAAGAUGGAUAGCAAAAAGACUGUCCCGUUUCAGAGGAACCAGAUGGGCAAGAUUGUUGAAAUCCUGGGGAUGCCUCGCCGUGAGCACUGGAAAGGACUUGCCGACAUGCCGGAAUAUCCACAGUUGCAGUCGCUUGUUGUUUCCAGAGGAGGAAUGCAAGGCAGCUUGUAUCAAUCAACUUCAGGCAGCCUGAAUCGCCAAGGGAACAACGGCAGCGGUCUGGAAAAUUGGUAUACAAAUUGCUUGCGGCACGCUAGUUAUCCUUCAGACAAGUCUCCGGGCCAGAAAGGGUUUCAGCUCCUAUCCGAGCUUUUCGAGUAUGACCCAGACAAGCGCUUAACUGCGGAGCAGGCUCUACACCACGAGUAUUUCAGAAACACCGAUGAGGGACCAAACAAAGGCAAGAUUUGGGUCAGCAAUAACUGUUUUGAAGGACUUAAUGAAGUAUACCCCCAUCGACGGGUGAGCACAGAAUCGAACGACAUAAACACGUCGAGUCUGCCUGGAACGAAGAGAGGAGGCUUACCAGACGACACACUCUUGCCUGCCGCGAAGAGGAGAUAGUAUUACCCCAGAGCAGAAGAGCAACCGUUUUUCCCGAUGCCACCGAGUCAUUUGAAUCUGAUGGACAUGACAUACACGGUAUGGGAUGACUCGAGAUACUUGAGAGGUCCUACUGCUUCCGCCGCGAGAGCAGCGAGUCAGGGUAGUUCUCAUGCACGCGGAGGCCGCCUAUAUUAGGGGUAAGCUGCUUCUUCCGCUAUCAAGGUGGUCAUUGCCGAGAUCCUGAGAAGGCCGUCCUGCAGUGAGGCAUCGCGACGAGAAGAUUCAUCGCCGCCAUUCGAGUACCAGAGGUUUAUGAACUCUGGUCUCCCUCUCGCAGAAUAGAUGGCCCUCUUAUUGAUGGACAACUCGCACUUAUAUUGGAAACGCCUGAAGACGUCUAUAACCUGGGAGACAGAGGAUAUUUGUCUGUCUAAGGAUUCUCUGAUAGACUCUUAUGUUGAGAUCCUUGCGAAAAUUUGACCGAGGGAUAUGAUCCUCCUCUCAAGCAGUAUUUUCCCACCUACUGGAUUUGGAGAUCAGUUCUAUCAAAAUCGCUCUGCAAUGCCGGAAUGUGCGAGGAUCGUCCCUGGAAUGAUGUGAUCGUGUUCUAGAUUUUGUCCCAAUUCCCUGGGCAUUAUCAUGAUAAGAUUUGGAGAUAGGAUGGAGCAAGCUCCACGAGUGCAACGAGAUGGGUUUCAGUAUCAAAUUUCCACCAGCUUCACCUAGUUGUUACACAGCAGGAUCAAGCAGAGGAAUUUGCAAAACUGGCAAUGAUCAGAACCGGGAGCUAGUGUUCAAAACCUGAAAGGAGAGGUCGAGGCUAAGAGCGGUUCGAGAGAUGGUGGAACAUCGAAACACUCUUCAGUGCUUGGUUGUCAAAUGAACUUGGCUUUG